Messenger RNA from Corapipo altera (White-ruffed manakin), 11088 nucleotides. It is a transcript of the gene CFAP54, whose product is annotated as cilia and flagella associated protein 54. NCBI's taxonomy places the organism in Eukaryota, Metazoa, Chordata, Aves, Passeriformes, Pipridae. Gene Ontology annotation, biological process: cilium assembly. The record is from RefSeq and is a predicted model, not a curated record. The coding region runs from base 1 to 9513 and encodes 3170 amino acids. The transcript is spliced from 69 exons.
AUGGCGGACCCCGCCGCGCCGCCGCUCCGAGCCGCCGGCCCGCAGCCCCCGCCCGCCGCUUCCUUCCGGACCGCGCCGCGGGGCAACCCGGCGGUGGACAGCUUCGAGGCCGAGCUGCGGGGCGCCCUGGGCCUCCUGCGGCGGCUGGGAGGCGCGGGGGCGGGGGAGGCCAAGCCGUCGCAUCACGACCUGCACCGCCGCGGAGCAAAUGCUUUGUUUAACAUUUGGAUCAACUAUAAGUCAAAAAUACCAGAGUGGUAUUACAAUGAAAGACUUGUGCAAGUUGGUGAUUCCCUUGCCCAGAUCAAAGAAUAUAAGUUGGCACUUCUCCACUGCUAUGAAAGAUACCUUCAGCAAUUUGUUUCUGUAAACCUUGAUGAUAUCAUGGAUGAUGUGCAUCAAUUUAAAUCCACCUUUUUUCCAUAUGGUUUCAGAGACAAAAAGGCUGCACUUACGUUCCAUGCUUUGCAAGCAAGAAAUGUUUGCAUUUAUCAGAUGGUUUGCAGCAGAGACAGAAAUCUCCAGAAUCAAGAGUCCCUGCAGACUUGUUUAGAUGUCUUGACCUCGUUACGGCUCACUAUGCAAGUGGCUCUACCUUGGGAGAAUUUGUGUUGGCUUAUCUACAAUGGUACUGUUUAUAUUUACACCAUAUGCAGACAUUUGAUGACGAUAGGUCAGUCUGCUAAGGUUCUGGAGUACUUACUGUGGGCCAGUAUAUGCAUGGAAUCAUCCAUUCCACUCUUAUCUGUACAUUAUUUGACAUGGAGAGCCACCUUAUAUACUGCAGUUUCUCAGUGUUAUUUUGAUUGUCAAGCCAGCAUUCAUGGAGAGGUAUUUGCUCGCCGUGGUCUGGUUAAAAUUGAUGAACUGAAGCAAUUAGAAAAUAUCAGUUCUUCCCCAGAAAAGUCAGAGAGGAGAAAGAUUUUUAAAGAGGCCACUCUAAAGAUGUCAGUAAUGAUUUUCAAAAGAGCAGUAUAUGAAUCCAGAAGAAAGUCGAAAAGCUCUCAACGUGACUCAAGAGUUAGCCCAAAAGAAGCACUGCAUUUGCCAUGGCCUCGCACUAUUACUGAACGGCUGCUGGUGGAAAUGUUUGAUGGUGCUGCAGCUCAGUUCCUUGCCAUCCUGGAAGCACUCUCUGAUAGUAGCAGGAAUGUCUUGCACCCUCAUCCACCUGUUCCCGAUGAAAUUGAAAUUCGUGAUGUCAUUUCAGAGCUGUUUUUUGCAGGCCUAGAAAUCCUCUCGGGUAACAGCUUAAAGAAGCAAAAAGGAGGAGGUGUAGCAAGGAGUGGCACCAGUCAUUUUGGUAACAUUAAUCCAUCAUCAACCCUUCUGCAGUUGAUAGUAACAGGAGAAAAGGGGGUGUCUGGAGAUGCUGCUGUGAAAUUCAUAAAAUUAGCUUUCAGCUAUGAAGAAUGGGAAGUGUUUGAUUCUGCUAUUCAACUUGUUGUUAAUUUUCUUCAGGCUCAAGAUGACCCAACAUGGAAGAAAGCUGAAAUGGAGCUCAAACUUCUUACGUUGAUGCAACCUUUACUAUUUCCAGGAAAAUCUGAAUGUGUUUCUUCUGUUAGUGAAGAUAAUAGCAAAGAAGCUAGCACACCCCAGGGUUCUGAAAAGACACAAACAUUUAGAGAGGGUUCCUUAAAGCAUGGAGAGCCUUAUAACGAUCUUACCAUUUUGGCAACAACAGUGUUUUCCUGUGUUUCCACAUCUCAGCAGAAUGUCCAUCCUGACAAAGAAAUACUUUUUGAUGUAAUAAUGUGUUUGUGGCAGAAGUGUAAAAUGGAACUUCAGCAAAUCCAAACAAGUGGAAGUGACUACUUAGAAUAUAUCCACAAAUACAAAGCUUACCAAUGGGUUCAUAUACUCUGGAUAAUAAAUGAAGUAAUUGAGAAGAGCGGCAUAGCAGACACGAAUGUAAUGUUUGCAGAGAUAACCUUAUGUCUAACUGAAGUAUUGGAAAACAUAGCUAAUUCUAUGAGUGAAUCUAAGAAAAAAGAAGGAGAAAGAAGUGCCUCUCUGUCACAAGAUGAAACCUGUGAUAUCCCUGAAAUACUAAUGAAAACUCCUAUGGAACAAUUACAAAUUGCUUACGAAAGUCUUGAAAAGGCAAUUAAUGGAAUGAAUGCAUCUCGGUUAAUGACCCUUCUACCAGAUGGAAAGUCAAUAUUUGACAACUACUGCACAAAGGUGGACUCAAAUGAUCAGAAUUUGAAUUCUGUUUUGGGAUGUGGUAAUGAUAAAACAGGAACAGAUAAUGGUUUUGUAGCAGAUUUACACCUGGAGCUCAUUCAAGCCCAACAUCGAGUAGCUGUGAAACUUCUUAAAAUUACCCAAGGUGGUGAAGUGGAUGACAGAAGUCUUAAGUCUAGUAAGUCUGAUGUGAAGAAUAAUAAAGAUUUCCACUAUUUAACAGAGGCACUUAUAAUGAAAAAAAUAAAAAGGAAUAAGAUAUCCAGAGCAAUCUUUUUGAUGCAAAAGGCUGCGCAGAAGUUCCCUGAAGAGUUAACUAGUACUUCCCAAAGGCAGCUACUGGAGGCAGCACUAACUUUAAUUGAGCAAGUUGAAGCUGAACAAAGUGCCUUGUAUCACAGUCUCAAAGAAGUUAUGAGCAGCAAGAAAAAAGGCAGAACUCCUCCUCCUCCUCUUUUACUUUCUAGAUCACAUUGUUCCAUGACAUUUAAACCAGCUCCGUUCUCUUCAGAUAUUCAGGUUUCAUGGUACAGUAUUUUUGGCUCUGUAGCAGGAGGAAGGAAUAUGAAAGUAAGGUUAAAUAACAAUAAACUUCCGAAUUCAGGAGAACAGAUACCAGCUGAUGGGAAGAGCCUCUUGGAAAUAAAGGGCUUAGAUGCCAAUGAGAAAUAUGUAUUUGCAGUUGCAGCAUAUUCUUCUGAUGGAAAACUUAUUGGUGAUGCCAUCGGGGAAAUGACUAAGCCAAUCCUUGCUUAUCCACCCCUUUCUGCUACUACUGCUCGAUCUUAUCUAACUCAGGUAGCCUAUCAGACUGGAAACUUUAGGUUAGCCAGAGAAGCAUUUUCACCAGUGUGGGAUUAUUUUGUUUUAAAUUCUUCUCCACUGCCUGCCAAUGCAGCCGUUAUUUCUGCAAGUAGUAAUUUGACUAUAUCUGAAAAAAGGUUACGUUUUGAAGCUGUAUCUCAGACUUCUCCUAUUACCUUGUACCUCUUUCUGAGGAAUAUAUUUGCUGUCUCUGACAUUAGUGUCAUGGAAGGAGCACUCUUCUGUGAUUCCAUCUCUUCCAAUGAGAUAUUUUAUAAGGAACAAGUUGCUAGAUUAGCAGAAUGUGAAACAAUGACUGUGGCAAUUGAACUUAGCAGCUGGUUGAAUGAUGCAAGUUACACCCUGCAGUCUGUUGUACAAUGUUAUGGUCUCCUUGCUCCACUUAUUUAUCACAAGAUUUCUUCAGUGUCAAUAGUUCAGAUUCUCAUUAAGUGCUUGGCUGUCCUCCAAGAAAUUCCAAGUGAUAUUUUGCAGAGGAGACAAGAAGGAUGUUAUGAGAGUAUUCAGCAUAUGAUAGCUUGUACUUCAUUUUAUACAGCAAAGGUACUACGUUCAUGGAAAGAAUAUGAACUUGCAGUAAUUAUCAUUAACUAUGGGAAAAAAUUGUUGGAUUCCUCACCAACAGUCUCACUCUGCCUCUCUGGAGCUAUGAAAACUGAAGAAACACACACUAGCAAAGAAGUAAAAGCCAGUUCUUCAAAGGCGUCCCAUUUAGCUGCAAUGGCAAAAGCAACAGAAAAUCUAAGCACUCUUGAAUCAGAUCUCCUCAGACUGACAGAGCCAGCUCGUGGAUCAGAGCUUACAGGAAAGGAAUAUCCUUUGUUCCUCUACCCUGUAAUUUCAUGUUGGAAAUCAGAUCGUGCUUAUCGAGAAGUGAUUAAAUUCAGAAACCAAUCGCGUUUUCUUGAGUUCUUUGUUCAACUUUUGCAAAAAGUUCUGAAUGAAGAGAAGUUUCAAUGCGUUCUGGAAUGGACAGACAAUGUGCAAGAUUACUUGAAAAGGAGGAAUGACAUCAUUCUAGGUAGUAAUGGAAUUUCAACACAAGAAGCAAGUUCUCUCCCUCUGCAGGAAGGCAAACGCACUACAGGAGUUGAGAAAAAACCAAAGGCAUCAAAGGCAUCACCUUCGAAGAAAUCAACUGCCAGAAAAGAACAGACUCUUAGAGAGUUUUUGAAGAAACAACCAGAUAUAAUGAGUUCUCCAGAAGCACAAAGGAAAGGCAAGGAAAAGUUGCAAAAAGCAGCUCAACAGACCUUAGUGGUACUGCUGGGUGAUUACUUAAAGCGAAGAAGGUUUCGUCACAUGUGUCUUGAAGAGAUGCCCUGGAAGUCCCAGAUGAAUAUCUAUCUAGCAGUUGCGCACUACCACUUAUUUAAAAAGAACCUGGAAGAGCAAUACAAUAUUGGAAUUUGUGGUUCACAGCAUUUGGAGAGUUACAAUAUUUUGGAUCCAGAGAUAUUCUCACUAAACCAUUCUGGCACUGUGAUGGUGAGAGAAGCCACAGAGAGUAACAUGAGAAAACCAACUCCUCCUCUCCUUGAAAAGUUGGAAACGACCGAAAAUCAAACUGAUACAGAUAAAUCUUCUAAGCGCAGAAUUAAACAGAGUCGAACUCCUCAAACUCAAACAACAAAAGAUACAAAAAUAUCAAUCUCUCAUUUCCCAGAAGAGCAGAACCAGUUUCAGUCAAAUACCACUUUAUUGAAGCAUUUUACAGAAAUCUUCUUGCAUUUAAGAAGAGCAAUGAUUCUUGCUCACCGUGGUGGCCACUGGACAUUGCUUCAAAAUGCUUGUCGAGAACUUUGGAACUAUACGCAAGAAUUACAAUUGAUUGCUAACCAGUCACAUUCCCAGAGGGAUACAUUUCCCAUUACCUGGACUUUUCUUAGGAACACCAUCUGGUUGCCAUUUUAUUUGGCAUCAGACAUGAUGAUUGAUAUGAUAACUGAACUACAAGCAAGCAGUUCUCUUAAGAUUGUGGAACCCGAGGGAGACUUCUGCAUUCCCAGUUGUUUAGGAGGUAUUAUGGAUGAGAAUGGUGGUUCGAAUCUUAAUCCACAGCCUCCUCUGGAUGACGUGAAUGUGGUUGACUUGAAAUGGAUAUGUAAUCUGAUUCUUAAAACGAUAGAAUUGUUAUAUCAAAUGAAGAAGUGGGAAGCACUUGUACACAUAACUGUUCAAUUUAAUAUAUUUACACAUGAGAGAUAUACAGAGCAAGUGAGUCCACUGCUGGUGUAUGCUCAGAGGCAGCUGCUGGAAAGAAUACAGCAAAUCAGUGGCCCAGACAGCCAUGAAUCUCAUUUGAUACAAUACCUAUCUGAUACUGCACAUAAGAUGAGUUGCAGAAACUAUAUAGGACACAAAUUACAGCUACCUGUUGCCCGUUCAGCUAGUGAAGACAUUUUUCCUGGAUCCUUUUUCUAUCCUGAGAUGAAAAAUGAUUCUACAGAUCACAGCCAGGCAAAAGCCCUAGUUUGUGUGCCUCUUGAUGUGAAUGAUACACUGAGAUGUUUUAGAGAAACUCUACAAAAAUCUAAAUAUCACAGCAGAGCACUAAGACACAGCAGAAAACUACUUUCAUUAUUUCUUGCACACACACAAGAAAAUGAUGGAAAAGCAAUCAGCAGUCAUAUCUCUUCAAAGAAAAAGCUGAAAUUUAACGUGGGAGCUGAACUGAUAUUUCUACCAACACCAUGUGAUCUUUCUCAAGAAAAAUUUAAUUUCUCCAGUAUGGUUGAGAGUAAACCAAUACCACAGUCACAGUUUUCAGUAAUUAUCUCUUCCUAUGAACAAACAAUAGGAAUCCUUGAAACGAAUAAGCAGAGAGACCUCAAGGUACAGGCUGUACAUGAACUUGGAAAUCUUCACUUUUAUGCUGGAAACAAAAGAGCUGCUUUUAAAUAUUGGAGUCAAGCCCUUGAUGAAACACUCAACAUUGCUGAUGCUCUUAACAACUGGCAAGAGUUAGGUUUACCAAAAGAUGCUACAGACUGCUUUGCAGUUGGAAGAUGGACUGAUAUGAGUCAGAAAUUUCUUUCUCAGGCUGGAGUUUGGGGUUGUUUACAUGCAGCAGUCUUAGUGGCUAAGAUAGCUCAAUAUAUAACAACAGCACAGAUGAGAUUAAGAACAAAAUACUGCUAUUUUUCUGCUAUACUUUUUAAGACCCUGUUUAGAACUUCUCUUCCACAUCCAACAUCUGAUUGUGACUUUGUACAAUAUGAAACAAAUAUUCUUAUUCCUGGUAUUGACCUGUUCUCUGAUCGCUACAGAGCUGAUAUCUCUACUGUAGUUGCAAGUCUGGAUUUCCUUAUGUUUGAACUACAUUGUGCAAAACAAAAUUUAAUAAUUUUACCACUGUUCACAUUAUACCAAUAUAUUGUUUCUGAGAUUUGUAAGGACCCAGCUAAAUGUAUUGAAGGGAGAAUCUUCAAGAUUAAAGUACUUACAGAUAUAGGAUUUUUUACAGAGGCCUUUCAUGAACUAUCUUUGCUUAACUAUGGAGAGAGAAUUCCAUGGAAAAUACCUGAAGGAUACAGAACAACUGAACAAGUGAAGGCAUUACAGAAAUUUGACUCCUCAAAAUCUCUCAUGACUGUUACAAAUUUGCAGGUACUGGAAGACAUAUUUAAUUGGAGUCUAUCUUUAACAAUGGCGCCACUGUGCAACCAACAAAUUAUGAAUAAAUUAACCUUAGUCAAAAUGCAUUUCAUUAUUUGUCUUUCUGCCACAAUAAAUAAUAUACCUGCAAAAGUUGAAAAACAUGUAUAUUCUGGUGACGACAACAGCUUGAUGGAGCCAAGCAAAACUGCAGCAUCAAAAAUAAAAGUUGAUGCUGAUCAGAAUUCAAGACAAAAGGAACAAAGAGACACCAUGGUGCAGCUUGUUGACUGUAAAGAUGAAUUAAAUAUGGCCAUGCUGAAGGGGAUUUUAUUGACAGAAGCUGAAGAAAGUCUUAGCCAUCUUGUACAGAACAUACAGGAAAAAUAUGAUGGGAACACAUCUCGGUAUUCUGCAGAAGAUUUAGAGGCUCUUAUUGAGGCCAAACUUGAGCUUGCUUAUAUUUCUCAGCAAAGGCAUCAAGCAGCUUUCAGUGUUGCUUUGGCUUUCUCUGCAAUUCGACUUCUCCAAGAUGCAAAGAUUUUUAGGAUGGAAGUGACACAUUUUCAAGAAGAAAAGGAUGAACGGGAGUGUUUGGACUCCAAAACUGAAGAUGUUUGGCUGCCUCGUAGUGAAAUAGCACGAGACCAUAUGAAUGUGCGCUUGUGGCUGAGGUGUCGUAUGAUGUUAGUGACUGCACUGGUAGCACAGAUACAUGGUGUUGGUAAUAUGAAAGAAAAUGAUGUGGGUGAGCGCAGAAGUGUGAUAAAAGAAGUAAUACUAGAGGCAGAAGCCUUUGGUGAUAUUGAGACUCAGGCUGAAAUUAUGGUACAAGCUGCUAUUCUUGACCUGCAAGACAAACGUCCCAUGGAAGGCAUUAAACUUCUUUUGCAGAAUAUCAUCGGUUUACUCCAAGAGGAUACAUUCAUUUCCCCUCCAGCUUCUUUGACUCUUGUGAAAAGUAUGCUUCUGCUGGCAGACAUACUACCACUGCAAAUAGUAGAGGAUACAGAACAUUGCUCUUCUUCAGUGGAACCAUUAAACUUACUUGUUUUGGCACAUGAGCUUACGAUUAAAGCAAUUCUUGCUUGUGGCCAACCCAUUGAACGACAAACAGAAGAUAGUACAUUGACUUGCCUGGUCUUACCUACAAAAAAUAUCUACCUGCCACAUAUUAACUUGCUAGCCCAAGUCAAAAUGAAAAUUGGACACACAUUAGCUGAAAAAGUAGCUUGUACAGCUGCAAGAGGAGAUCCGUUGCAAUGGCUACAUGCUCUCAGACAAUUAGAAUCAGCAUUGAAACUUUGCAGAGCAUCUGCAACCAAAAAAUUAGACAUGGAAGCUGAACUCCUUUUUCAGAUAGGUAAGGUAGAACGCCAGAUAACUGAAGCAGGCAAUAACAAGUUAUCUCAAGCUGUUGAAAACCUGUCGGAAGCUAUAAAAAUCAGCCAGCAACAUGAUCAAAAAUAUGAGUUAAUAAGACGGUCAUACCUUGAAAUAGCACUAUUAUAUUUGCAUUUUGCCACAAAUAAUGAGGCUGUAUCACAGACAGAUGAGAUGGUGCCUUCCAAAUCAAGUAACUCUUCUGGAGAACUCUAUUCUCCUGAGGAGGCUUUGAAAUCAGAAGUCUACAAAGGACAAGCCUGGAUUGCAAUAAGAGCUGCUACAAAGGUCAGUGAAGCUGUGCUUGCUUCUCAGCUAUUAAUUGGAAUGAAGAGCGUUAAAGAACACAGCAUAAAGGAUGAAGUGCAACAGAAAAUCCCGGAAUUUGCUUCUAUGGAUCUUCUUUCUUCAUACAGAGAUUUCUUAUGUGAUGGAUACAAUGUUGUCUCUGAAAGUCCCAAAGCAUCUUCUACUGAAAACAACCAAAUCACAGAAGACAAGCAGAGUGAAAGUGAAGGAACAGAAAGUCUUGCCACCAAGGCCAGUGAGAAGAAAGAUGUGAUAACAUGGGUUCACCUAAUUCGCUACCACAGUUAUUUAAAAAGGCUUUCUAACACAAACCUUCAAUUUGCUGCCCCUAACUCAGGACCUGGAUCACUUUCUGCAAGAGAUGGACACCUUAGUUUUGUUUCUGACACAGGAAUUGUUCUACGCAUAGCAGAAAUGCGUUCCUUUCUUAAAGAAAAUUUGUUUGAAUAUUCAAUAUGUUGUCUUGAAAAUUUUCCAGAAGAGCUACAUGACAUAGAAUUGCCACUCAGUAGGCCAGCUGAUUCUUCAGAGAUUUCUCUUGAAGUUACAGAAAUGACAUCAGAAGUGUCACAUGUGAGGAUAGCUUCUCCAGUUUCUGUCAUCGCAGAAGACAGUCACAUUGAGAGUAGGGCAGCAAAUGCUUCAAAUAAGGAAAUUAACAUUCAGUGGUACAUUUCUUCUAUGGCAAAGCCAUCAAAUGAUACAGAAACUAAGGUUUUGCUACUUUAUGCUUAUAAUACACAGCCUGUCAAGAUUAGCAACAUCAAGAUUUUCAGUCCAAUGUCUGUGUUUUCAGGCCACUUGUGGAUUCCAUUGGCUAGAAUUAUUUCUUUACGGAAGAAACUGUCUAAUCUGAAGGAGCAAGUUAAAAUAUUGAUGCAAAGUUCUAAAAGUUUGUCAUCAGCUUUAGAAUCUACAGGUUUUCUUGAACAGAGUGAAAUUUUGGAGAUAAGUCCUUCAAAAAACUCCCAAAUGAGUGUUGCAAAAGUGCAUCUUGAUGAAAAAACAGAAGAAAUGGCUAAAAGGUGUUUAUCUGAAGUCAAAGCAUUGCUGUCUGUUGUUCCAGCCCUGUCCUCACCAUUAACUGAGAUCCCAUUUGAUGUUACUUUGCAAUCAAUAGCAAGUUUGGAAGACAUGUUUGAUCCUGCCAAAGGAUGUAUAAUAACUGAAGAAAAUCUUUUCAAUUGGAUCAUUUCUCUGCUUCACUAAAUUCUCUUUUGCAGUAACAAUAAUUCGCUGAGUGCUAUAGAUGUAGGCUUGAUUUCUAAUGUUAGAGAAGCAGCUUUAUUAAUCACAUUUGGCUCCUGAUGUGUUUUAUAAUUUUUAUUUUUCUCUUACUUUUAAAUAUUUAAACCUAAAUAGUUUUGAAAAUUAGGUGUUUAAAAAGUAGUUUCUUAAUAAGAGGAUUUUUUAUCUUUUCAAUAAUUUCUUAUUGUUUAGAAAAGCUGAAUAGGUCUGUAGCCUUCUAGUGCUUGCUAGCAGAUACUCCUUUUUCCCAGAAGUUUUAUUCUCAUCAGCAAUUUUUAAGUUGAUUUUUCAGUUAUCAAAAGUUGGUGUUAGUUAUGAGGUUGAGAAUUUUUUUGGGACCUAAAAUCAUUACUGAGUUUGUUCUUUUAUAUAUCUGUUUGGAAACUAGCAUUUCAGGUUGUUGAGGGUGCAAGUGAUCAUUCAGAUGUCUUUAUAAUUUCAAAGCAUUUUUUGGAAAACAAAACAAAACACAACAACCAAACCAAAAAACUCACAACAAAUAACCUAACCGCCCCAAGCCAGUACAAAGAAUAAAAUGGUACAAUAUAGAACAUUUUUUAUAUAAUUCUAAAAAGCUAAUUAAACCUCUAUGUAUGUUGCUGUAAAUAUUAUUUUAAAGUGCUGAAGAAACACAAAUGAAUCAUAACAAAAGCUACCUGAGGCAAUAUGCUUGUCCAGUGUUAGAGAUGGAGAACCUGACAUGAACAAGUGAGUUAGUUGCACACAAGAGAGUGCUCAUGGCCCUUUGGUUGUGCUCAAAUCUCAAGGCCAGGCACUCCUUCACUAGUUACACUGAUUUGCUUGCAACAAACAGCAAAAAAACCAGGACAUUUGGGCAGAAGACCUGUGAGACUUGUUCUAUCACUAGCUAUGCUUCAAUGCUGCCAUGAAAAUUCAGGACUAAUAGUUACCAUUCCUGGGUUCAUUUUCUGUGAAAAAUGCCAGUCCCUUUUACUUCAGUCAGGCUCUCCCUGUAUUGUAGCCCAAUGAUAAAACAAUAAACUAUUUUGAGCUAUUUGGAAAUUGCAGAUUUACCUUGGCUUGUUCUUUUCAGAAAAAUGUUACCUGGUUGAGUGAAGUUUCUUUGAGGGAGAGAGGGGGAGAGAGAGGUAAGAUUCAGCAUGAUGAGUAUCUUCAAUGUGAUCAGUACAGGAAAAAAUAGGGUGAGGUUUUCUGCUAUUUUUCUCUAUUCCUAUAAAAGAAAGAAGACUGGAUGUAUUUGUGUUACGUGUAGCUUUUAAAAGUUGUGCUAUUUUUUGUGUCGUCUCUUCUGGAAUGCUGUAGGUAGUAGGAAAGUUAGAAGGAUUAUGAUACAAUGAUAAAGAGAAAGCAAAAACUGAGUAAUUGAUAGGGAAGGUAUUUUUGCAAGACAAUUUUAAAACUGAGUUAGUAUGAUUAUUUAACUCAACUGCCUAACAGCCAGUUUGGAGGAGAUGCUCCUUAGCAUUAUUCUUUCAUUAAAAGAGUUUAUUGUUCUCCAGUGCUUCAAAAAGCAAGAAAGAUAAAAUUGACAUUACUCAUUUUUCUAUUUUUUUU